GGAAGCUGCCUCUUGCCCGCUGUUUAAUUCGACAGCGGUGAAAAUCAUGGAUGUCGAGGAAGAGGUCAGCAAGGGUCUUUCAUCUGUGUGGUGUUAAAGCAUCAGUCAGCGGCAGCGAUGGAGCAGUCAUAGGUGUUGGUGGAAACACAGAAAUGAUCUUCUCAACAGUUUGACCUGAAGAGAAACGACACAGACUGUCAGCCGUCCCAGGGCUGCAGAUGGAGAAUGGAGACCUGGGUCACAUGAUGGGGGAGCCAGUGACUCUGAACGUGGGUGGCUGCGUUUACAGCACGUCUCUGUCUACGCUCCAGCGUUAUCCAGACUCCAUGCUGGGAGCCAUGUUUAGAGGAGACCUCCCCACUGUGAGGGACGCACAUGGAAACUACUUCAUUGACCGCGACGGCCCGCUGUUUCGCUACAUCCUCAACUUCCUGCGGACGUCAGAGCUGACGCUGCCAUGUGACUUCAAGGAGACGGAGCUGCUCAGGAAGGAGGCUGACUUCUAUCAGAUCGAGCCCCUGAUCCAGUGCCUGGGAGACCCCAAGCCUGUACUGCCCUACCCCACCGACACCUAUGAGGAGGUGGUGGAGUUGUCCAGCACCAGGAAGCUGUCUAAGUACUCCAACCCCGUCGCAGUCAUCAUCACCCAGCUCACCAUCACCACCAAGGUCCAUGCAGUGUUGGAGUCCAUCUCUAGCAGUUUCACAAAGUGGAACAAACACAUGAUGGACACUAGAGACUACCAGGUGUCCUUCACCUUUGGACCAUGUGACCACCAACAGGAAGUCAGCCUGCGCGUCCACCUGCUCGACUUCAUCUCCAAAGCUGGUUUCACAAUACGCAACACGCGUGUUCACCACAUGAGUGAACGAGCCAACGAGAACACAGUGGAACAUAACUGGACGUUCUGCCGGCGAGCACGCAAAGUUAACGAGUGACGAAUGCACUGAAGGACGGACUUACUGGCAGAAGGCAGAUGUUAUUGGAGUGUCUGCAGACAGACAGACACUUGUUGGUGGUGGUUACGAUGUGAUGUGUUAACGUUUCGCAUGAUAUGUGUUUUUGAAGCAUUUCCUCAGUCUACUCCCAGAGAGGCACAAGGCCAGGUUCCUAGAAAGCUAAUGUGGUACAUUAUCAUGAGCCUUUAGCACAUAUUACCAUUGCUUUAUUGUAUAUGUUAUGUGGCCAAAAAAUAUGUGGACAGCCCUCCAAUACAAUAAUAUUUUAGACAAUAAUGUUCUUCCAACUUUGUACCAACAGUUCUGAGCAGGACAUUGCGCCCCUAGCACAAAGCCAGGCCCAUAAAGAAAUGGUUUUCCCAGUUUGUUGUGGAAGAACUUGACUGGCCCUAGAUGCAAUGUUCAGUUGGCCACAUACUUUUGGCCACACAGUGUAUGGUAGCUGUAUAUGUGGCAUAUCAGCAGUAUCACAGAUUUGUUAUACGACGACAACAAGGAAGGAGUAUUAACUCCAAAUUAAAGUCUGAAAAAUUAUGAUCUCAGAUAUUUUUUUUUCUACUCAACCUCAGUUCUCCGGUGGCCACCAUGCUCACAGAAGCAGAUGAAGUAUUCAGGUGCCCAUAUGAACACUGAAACUGUUUUUUCUUGCUGUAAUCAUUCCUGCUUUUUUGUGUGAAAAUAUAUUGAAAAGUUUAUUUGAAGCUGGUGUGAGUCUUCAGCAUGUGUGAGCUGUCUACACUUCCUCCUCACUGAACAAGGAGGUACUGCAUUGUGAUUCAGCUCUGUUGUUGGUCUGAAUGCAGCUGUAGAGUUAUCAACUCACAAACAGUGAAUAUGCUUUUGUAGUAAAAAAGUUUUAGGUUCAGUUAAAUGAAUGCAAACUAUGGUAAUGUCUGCUGUACAGUCAGCUGCCUGAUUGUACAGACAAGGUCCUGUUUUGUUUUUGCAGCCAUUCCUCCUCUGGUCUAUGGUCAUUACAUUAACUUGUCAUACCCACAGAGUAAAAACUUUGGACUAAAAUCUGUGUGGUUACAUAUUUUUCAGUAUGACUGGGGCCUGACCUAGACCUGGAAUUCAAAUGUACCAGCACAACAGUGGGUGGUUACACUAACAAUCUUGAAGGUAAUCAAAUGGCUGCCUUAUGGAGGUGCCAUACUGACACCCCAACAUUCACAACCUGCAGCAAGUUAAGAGUGUGGCGUUGGACUGUCUGGAGACCGGAGGGCUGCCGGUUCAACUCCUCGACCAAGCACAAUUGGUGUGGGUAAAAGUAAAUUUCCCCAGGAGGGACUAAAACUUAAAUCAGAACUGUGUGAAAUGGGAUCACUGUGUUGACACAGCAAUGAUCCUAACAGAGAGGCCCCAGCACAUGGGCGUCAGCUUUUGCCGUGACUACAUCUGGCAAGAUUAUUCACCAAUGAAAACCAUGUUAGCACACAUUCCUGGUAGAUUACGGCAUAUUUUUACCCAUGAGUGUGGUGAUGGAGGCUAAAAGGAUUGUCCCUGUGAUCUUGUGUUUCAGAAAUCUGGUUCCUAAAGCACCACAUCUCCAUCAAUGCAGACCCUUGUGUUUCUUUGAAGCAGUUGUAUUUUUGGCCAAAAAGCUUGGUAAGAUGCAGACCACAUACCUUCAU
Toxotes jaculatrix (banded archerfish) is the source of this 2593-nucleotide messenger RNA. It is a transcript of the gene kctd6a, whose product is annotated as potassium channel tetramerization domain containing 6a. Bases 219 to 938 code for a protein of 239 amino acids. NCBI's taxonomy places the organism in Eukaryota, Metazoa, Chordata, Actinopteri, Toxotidae. Gene Ontology annotation, molecular function: protein binding. The transcript has 6 exons. The record is from RefSeq and is a predicted model, not a curated record. Gene Ontology annotation, biological process: protein homooligomerization.